UUAUGCAAACACAGCUCACAAACACCUGACAACAGUCAACUGAAAGCUGCUCUCAUUUAACUGACAUAGGGAGAAACCACAUCUCUGCCCCUUAAUCUGUUCUGAAUAUCACAAAAUACUUUGAAGGGAUCAUUUUUUUGAAAAACAUCAAACAGACCAGUGUGUCACAUAGAAUCUGGGUGAGUCAGUUACUGGGAGAAGACAAGAGGGUCAAACAAAAGGGGAAAUAGAAAAAGCAGAGAAUGCAACUUGUCUGCAUGGUUUUACACCUCUGAAUCACCAAUAAAUACAUGAUAAACUAUGUUUAACACAUUAUCUGAGGGGUAGUUUAAAAAAAAAAAAGUAUCUUGAAGUAUCUUCCUAACUCUCCAUAGACCUUAUUAAUACAGAUUGUCAUUUUAACGUUUUGGGGUAUAUUUAAGAAAGGUGUAGCUUUUCCAGUACAUAUGUAUAUAUUUUAAACUGCCACUCACGGCUCCUGCUACAGAUACAUUACCACACAUAAGACCUGGGCUGAUGCAGAGCUCCACUGUGUGUCAGAGAGGCCAACCUGGUGUCUAUCCACAGUCUGGAUCACAAAAAAUAUACAAAUAUACAAUUUAAAGUGUAUGAACAGAAGUUAUUUCUCCAACUCUUACUUUCACCAUUGUUGGAUAUUCAUGUAGUCAACUCCUGUAAUUCAAUAAAAAAAUCUUUGGGAGUCUGCAAAUUUCAGUGUGCAGACAAACUCUCAAUUUCUUUUAUUUUCAUGAAUAUUGAACAUUCACACAUGUAACUCCAAUGAUUGGUCAAAAGAAAUAUUCAGAUAACUUUUUGAUAGUCUCAAAAUUGUCCUUUUUGUCCCAGUUUGACUAUACAAAAUGUAUUAUUUAUAAAAUUACAACAAAAAGCAUUUACUUUUGACAAUAAUGGCAUAAAGACAUUUCAAUCCAUAGAUUUUUCUUCUUGCACAUUUGUGUAGAUUUAAAUGAUUGUUUUAGUUAAAGUGCUUUUACAUGUCUGUUCUAGAUUUUCAUACUCUUUGCUUGUUGAUUAAAUGAAGGAACAUCACAUGAAUUUUAUAUUCUGAUUCAUCAAUAAUAGGGAGUUUUGUUACCUUUAAGCAGCCUCCUCCAGAGGCCAAUAAUUCUCUUUUUAACUGCAACACAAAGUAUCUUCCCAACUCUCCAUAGACCUUAUUAAUACAGAUUGUCAUUUUAACUUUUGAGGUAUACUUAAGUAAUGUGUAGCUUUUCCAGUAUAUAUGUGUAUAUUUUAAACUGCCACUCUUCACAUACACACAACAUAACUGUUGGGCCGAACCUACCUAAAACAUUUAAUCUGACAUUUACAAGUAAAUCGAGAGUUUUACAUUUAGUAACAUGAGCAAACAUAUCUGUGGAGGUCUGCUUAUACAGCUCCUCAAUGGCAAUUAUAAUGAGUCAUUUUAAUUCAUUAUGACACUGAGAUAUUUACAGCAAUAGUGAAUCUCUAAAUUGUAUCUAUCUCAUGAAAACAUUUUGCUAAUAUCAUCUUUUCUACAACCAAAAACUCAAACUUGAGUUAUAUAACUGUUGACCAUCAAUGUCCAUUUCUCACAGAAGUCACAUGUGUUUUAUUUCUUCACCUGCUGGUUUGCAUAAAUUCAAAGUGCUUGGCUGUCCCAGCUAUUUAUAUUCUGUUUUAGAUAAAUAUGGGAACAGCACAGGUGUAACAACUGUUAUGAUGCAAUAACAAGUACACUACCUAAAAUACACGUGAAUAUCUUUUUAUGUAUUCAAAACUCAAUAUUUACUCGGUUCUGAUGGUAAAAUCAAACUGUUGUGAGUUAGUUUAUAUUUGAUCUAUUUAACACAGGUAGCAGUCAGGGCUUAAUACACUUUUUAUAUCUGUUCUAACUGAGGCUCAGGGCUUUUUCCCAAAUCAUUUUAGUGCCAAGAGCAUCUUUACUUCAUCACAAGGCAAAAUUCAAAGGUAGACAACACCAAUUUGUUUUUACCUCACUUUAUUGGGGUGGAAGGAGAAAGAAUGGAUUAGACCUUAUAUAUUAUUUGAAUAAGUUAUAGGUUUUAUGUGACAUCUCCAGGUGUGCUGGUCUUUUUUGGCUCAUGUUCAGAUACUGUGUGGCAGUGUGCAACUGACAAUGUUUGCCAAGUACACUUGGCCAAUAAUAUUACACCAAUAGUGCAGACACCCACUCCACAGCAUAUAAAAGAAAACAGACUGUUACUUGUCUCCUCCCGGAUCUCCAUCCCACUCACUGGUGCAUAUCAGCUCUGCUCCUGUGACACAGAGACACCAUCAUGCUCUUGUUCCUCUUCUUGUUUGGUCUGGCUCUGGCCACUGAGUCUCCUUCAGGUGACCGUGAAGUGAAGCUACAGCGCGGCGACUGUCCCAUGUCUUGGUACAGCUUCAAUGGCCGCUGCUACAAGUACAUUGCCACACGUAUGACCUGGGCUGAUGCAGAGUUCCACUGUGUGUCAGAGAGUGCCAACCUGGUGUCUAUCCACAGUCUGAGUGAAAACAAUUUUGUCAAAUCCCUGAUCAAGAACUUUGACCCUGCUGUGGGACCCACCUGGAUCGGACUCAGUGACAUCCAUAAAGAAGGAAGAUGGAUGUGGUCUGAUGGAUCCGCAGUCCACUUUGUCAAUUGGGACAAAGGACAGCCAAACAAUUCAGGAAAUCAACACUGUGUGCACAAUAACUUUGGCAGUCAGCUGAAAUGGAAUGACUUUCAGUGUGCUGAGACAUACCCUUUUGUCUGUAUAUCUCACACAGUUUGUCCUUAGGAUCUGAGAUGGUUAUGUCUGAUUCAACCAAUGACUUUCCACCUGUUGCUCUGUUGAAAUGCAUUGGUUCUCAACAAUAAAUAUAUAUUUGUGCAAGUU
This is a messenger RNA of Thunnus maccoyii (southern bluefin tuna), 2867 nucleotides long. RefSeq names its product lactose-binding lectin l-2-like. NCBI's taxonomy places the organism in Eukaryota, Metazoa, Chordata, Actinopteri, Scombriformes, Scombridae. Gene Ontology annotation, molecular function: signaling receptor activity. The record is from RefSeq and is a predicted model, not a curated record. The transcript has a single exon. The coding region runs from base 2283 to 2768 and encodes 161 amino acids.